Messenger RNA from Aaosphaeria arxii CBS 175.79, 1256 nucleotides. RefSeq lists its product as uncharacterized. The record is from RefSeq and is a predicted model, not a curated record. The coding region runs from base 54 to 833 and encodes 259 amino acids. The transcript has 5 exons. Gene Ontology annotation, cellular component: membrane. Lineage: Eukaryota; Fungi; Ascomycota; Dothideomycetes; Pleosporales. Gene Ontology annotation, molecular function: serine-type endopeptidase activity.
CGACAGCUUUCAAAGUCUCGCGCUUCUUACAUCUGCUCACCAGCCUUCAAGAGAUGCCUUCCCUUCCACAAUUCAACCCUUUGCGGUUGCGAUCGUACAUUUUCCGACUGCCGUUAUGUACACGCCUUCUCAUCACAGCCAUUGUGGGCCUUUGGAUUGCGACGAUUCCAUUCGACUGGUUGCGGGAAUGGGGAAGCCUCGAGCCAGACAAGGUUAAUCUAGGAACAAUGCACCGACUUAACUUGUUCCCCCUCCUACAUCUCGGUUUCCUUCAUAUGCUGUUCAAUGUCCUCGCACUUACACCUCUCUUGGAGCGAUUUGAAGCGGAGUUUGGCACUUUGGUGACCCUGGCCCUAUUUACCGGACCUUUCGGGACAUUACCCGGUGGAAUCUACACACUGCUUGAGAAGUUUGUUCUAAGAAGUAACACCAAUGUAAUGGGUGCAAGUAUAUGGGUAUUUCUCUUGCUAGCCGCUGAAGCAAUGAAGACGCACAAGGCAAACCCGAACUUCAACAUUGGACCAUAUAAGAUUCCAACCUGGACCACACCUUUAAUUCUUGUCGUCUUCACAUCUGUUUUGAUACCUGGUGUAAGCUUCAUCGGGCAUCUAUGCGGAUUGGCUAUUGGCUACCUAUGGGGGCUUGGUUACAUCAAAUUCCUAGUACCGCAUGAGAAGAUCCUGAGAUGGGUCGAGGGCAAACUCAAUCUGCUUGGACGACUUCCACACUAUGUCUCAGUCGAUCAGAAGACAUAUGGACGCUACGGAGUUCUCCCUACCACUUCAAGUAGUCUGCCUAGAAGCCCUGAACCAGGACAACGGCUUGGUGCUUGAAGCGUUUUCUUCGUAUGCUCGAAGUGUAUAUCACACCUGGUGCAUACCAUGCCCAGGAUAUUUGAAUAUUAAAGCACGUUCUGCUACUUUGUUAUUGUCUUGAUCGGCAAUUUAUAGACGGCUGGCGUUCUGGUAUAACAUCACAAUGCAUUAAUGAGAGGGGGAGGAAAAGUUUGUGGGGGUGUAAUACGGAUCCUUUUCACUUGUCUAUAUUAUUUUCUUAUGACGCGAAGGAAAACCAACGUUGAUUUUGCAAUGGGCGUCUUGAUAAUGUCAAGCAUAUUUUAGCUCUAUUCUGGUAUAUCAAGUCAGGCUCGAUACAUCAUAACUAGGUACCUAAUAUUGUGCCCUCGGUAAUUGUGUAGCGCGAAGACAAUAAAGUAAUGAACACAUACGUUUCAAGUGAUCCGAGUCUAGUGUUCA